This is a messenger RNA of Dermacentor albipictus, 8905 nucleotides long. RefSeq names its product found in neurons (gene fne). Gene Ontology annotation, molecular function: RNA binding. The record is from RefSeq and is a predicted model, not a curated record. NCBI's taxonomy places the organism in Eukaryota, Metazoa, Arthropoda, Arachnida, Ixodida, Ixodidae. Gene Ontology annotation, cellular component: ribonucleoprotein complex.
GCUUCGUCUUCUCCGACCUGACAACGGGACUGGCCGCGCGAGUGAUUUUGACAUGCCUCGUAGAAGCCGUGCGAAGUGCGAGCAGUGAGUGCGUCUGGGGUGUUCGGACUGCGUUCGCCGUAUUGUUCUCCGCUGUUGUUCCUGAUUCGCGCCGCCCGUCUUCGGCCCCGUCUGAACUUUGCACCGGGUGCUGCUCGACCUCUCGCUAUCCUCGAAGUCGCUGUCACUCUGUGAUCUGGUAUUCGUGAAUGGCGGGGGCACCAGGUAUCGCGUCAUCGGUAGCUCGUCGGCGUGCGUCACGUAUGCGUUGAGACGAACUGCCUCGCGUCUCGCACCCGGCGCCUCUUUGAGCGAUGCUAAAGGACGCGUGAGCUGUUGUGUCAAGUGGAUGCUGCUCCUGCUGUGGGGUGUUAACGUAGUUUCGUGGACUUUUAUUUUUCUCUGGCGUUGGUGACGGAUCGCGCAAGCUUUUCUUUUCCUGCGGUGUACUGAGACGUGCGGUGUCUCGUUCGGGUUAUUAAACUUAAGAUUUAGCUUCGGGAGUGUGGCCCGGGCGCGCUGGGCAAAAAUUUGAACGACUCACUUUAGCAGUUACGCGACUUUCCCAGAUCGAACAGGUUGUCCGUAGAUCGCGAACUUACACAGGAACUUAAGAUCUGCGAUUUCUCAGUUUCACCGCUGUGGGAUCUCGCCGCCACAGCUCUUCUCUUCAGCGUCGGGUUGGUAAGGCUGAAGUGACGAACGGAUGUUAUCGCUUUGAGAGCGUUAGCGUUCCUUCAAGGUUGUUGCUGCUGAAAAUGCCACGAUAAAUUGGUAGAGUCCUUCACUCACAGGCCCUUGUUUACUGCAAAGAUUAGCUGCUUGUAUACAGCACUCUCGUUUAAAGUUAUCGUUUAACAUAGUUCGGCUCGUUCAGUAUGGUCAGUGGUGAGCAAAGCUGUCACGGCCCUGGCACUGAGCAGCUUUCUUUCACGUCGUACCCGCGUUCGCCGCACUUUGUGGUAGCCGUUCGCGUUCUCCCUCGCAUUUGCAUUUCCGCAAGAUUCGAUCACAAGAACGGCAACGUUUCGUUGCAAUCGGCCGCACCUCAGCCGAUGGCUAGUGUUCUCGGGGUGCCGCCGAUUAGUGCUUCGACGUGCCCUUGCGGAACGGGUAGUCGUGCCAGUGCUUGUUCGACGCGACCACGGCCCGAGCUGCCUCGAUUCUCCGUCGAGUCGAACCCACGACAGCGUCGAGAGGACGAACCGCCCCGUGUCUCCGCGUCUCCAGAAUCGGAGCCGUUGACAAUGCCUACGGCGUGUCACGUGUCCUCGCGGCAUCUGGACGACGCCUUCGCGCGCUGUGGCGCUUCCUGCGUGGUCUCGCAGUCGACUCAGCCAGUCGACGAGGACGACUUCGACGCUACUGCCAACGUGCUAUGUGCAGCCAUUCGCAAAGUUGCUUCCCAAAUGAAUGGCAUGGACACCGGUCCGUCGGUGCAGUCUUCGCAGCAGAAUGGGACGCUGCACGGCUCGUCGGCGCAGCAGCAACAGCAGGGCUCGGCCGAGGACUCCAAGACCAACUUGAUCGUCAACUACCUGCCGCAGACCAUGACGCAGGAGGAGAUCCGAUCGCUCUUCUCCUCCAUCGGAGAGGUCGAGUCCUGCAAGCUCAUCCGGGACAAAGUCACCGAAGGCACCUCACCACCGAUCCGUCAAAGCCUAGGCUAUGGCUUCGUGAACUACGUCCGUCCGGAGGACGCCGAGAAAGCAAUCAACACGCUGAACGGACUGCGAUUACAGAACAAGACCAUAAAGGUGUCGUAUGCCCGCCCUAGUAGUGAGGCUAUUAAGGGUGCCAACCUGUACGUCAGCGGACUGCCCAAGUCCAUGACUCAGCAGGAUUUGGAAGGGCUCUUCUCUCCCUAUGGCCGCAUCAUCACUUCGCGCAUCCUCUGCGACAACAUCACCGGUCUGUCCAAGGGCGUCGGCUUCGUGCGCUUCGACCAGCGCGUGGAGGCCGAGCGCGCCAUCAAGCACCUGCACAACAGCGUGCCGGCCGACGGGGGCGCCACGGAGCCCAUCACCGUCAAGUUCGCCAACAACCCGAGCAACAACGCCAAGGCGAUCGCGCCGCUGGCCGCCUACCUGUCGCCGCAGCGACGCUUCCCGGGGCCCAUACACCACCCGGCUAACCGCUUCAGCCGGUACUCUCCGCUGGCGGGUGACCUGCUGGCCAACCCGCUGCUGGCCGGCUCGGCCAUGAACGGCUCCGGCUGGUGCAUCUUCGUGUACAAUCUGGCGCCGGACACGGAGGAGAACCUGCUGUGGCAGCUGUUCGGCCCGUUUGGGGCCGUGCAGAGCGUCAAGGUCAUCCGAGACCUCCAGACCAACAAGUGCAAGGGCUUCGGCUUUGUCACCAUGACCAACUACGACGAGGCGCUGGUCGCCAUCCAGAGCCUGAACGGCUACACGCUCGGCAACCGCGUGCUCCAGGUCUCCUUCAAGACCAACAAGUGCAAGUCUUAAGGCGCUCGUCUACAAACACGUGCAGACACACACACAGACACACACACAGGCACACUUACACACACACACACUCACACUUUUCUGUUCACCCCACCAUCCGGUGCGUGUGUGCGUCUUGCUGAAGACAGAUCGUUAUCUGGGUAGGCAACCGUGAGGCUCUUCUGAAGGACACAUACGCAGUUAUUAGGGUCUAAAGCUGGAAUAAGUGUUAAAUAAUUGCAUGUGCACUGAAGCCCAAGCACGAGUGAUCGUGCAAAAGCGUGUCCAUUGCUUUUUCCGCUGCUGUUGUCAUUUGGCAUUGCCUGAGCGAGGACAAAGUAAUGGACGCAAGUUUCCCGACGUCCAUACAGGUAAAAAAGAAGAUUAGUCAUUUUACUGCGCCAUGCUUCUCAAUAUUUCAUUUAGUGAUUGAUUUAUUGAAUUAAGGAGCAUAAUUUUGUACCGGAAAAAAUCAUUCACCGAUGAAGCUUUUAUUGGUAAGCAGACUAAGCGCUCCAUUUCGGUUUGUCCUCGUAAACACUAUACGAGGGUUCGAAUCGCUCGUGAAAUCAUUGGCUUUCCCGAACAUCCUUCAGCCCUGACGGCCUUACGGGCCACACUGUUGUACCGGAUGGUCACGCAGACACAAGCUUUACCCACUCCCCCUUUUAUUGCCUAUCUCCCCUCCCCAACCUUUGUCUAAACAAAACAGGGGAAUACCGACGAGUACGAUGUUCUUUAGAAAGCAUCCCUUCAGUGAAUCUGGUACAGAACACACAGAGGUGGAAACUACAUCCCUUGGAGACACACACACAACACACGACACAUUUUGCUCACCCAGACAGCGGCACAGACCGACACUGAGACCGGAGAACCCUUCUCGUCAGCCCUUCACCGAAUGACUCUUUAAAAAGCGCUGAUGACGUUUGACGCUGGGAGACGGGAAGCAAGAAACGGGAAACUGGAGCUGAAAAACCAGAACGCUAGGGCCCUACGAACGCGAUACGCCGACUGUUUGUCGAAGAGAAGGGAAAAAAAAAUUCGCCCGUGCAUUUCUGCUGACUCUCUCAACUUCCAAAUGGAUAGAGACCGCGUGUUUAGUAAGUUCGCGCGCAAAUCGCUUCUAAGAGAUGGCAUCGUGCUAUGUUGACGCCUUUAAUCGAAUUCAUUUCUUGGACUCUUGAUCAUUGGAUCGUAGAAGUAGGACCAACUUCGUGAUCUUACAUUGCUUGUCAACAGGUCGCUGCUACAUAAUAGAAACUGCGUGAAAUUACGUCAUUGCACACACGCACGAUCGCCGUUGACUCCUGAUUUUGCGAAGGUUUUCUAAAGUGCAUCGCUGAGCAGGAAUUUUGGGAAUGUCGGAAUGGGGAUGCACUUUGGAUUUCCACGUCAGAAAGAAAAAAGAAAAAAAAGUGCAGGAAUGGAAUCUGCUAUAACUGCUUUGUUUAAUGUCAAUCGCCAUUGUGUUUGCGUGCUUGAAAGGGACGCUGCAUAUCAUGUUGACCUAAACCUUGUAAGGAAAGCUUUGAGGUGUUUUGCAGAACUUUACGUUUCCAGGCUGAUUGAUCAUUUAGCGCUUCGCUCCGGUCACUGGUUAUCAAAGGCGGUUCUUAGGUUGGGAGAAAAGAAAGGCGUGCUUAACGCGAAAACGUAGGUGCCCGCGCUCGUGCGUGACACACACACCCAAACAGAAACGACGUGAGGAGUCGCUAGCCUAUGAUGCUACACUACUGCGCCGUUGUAUCGACGGCAGCCCAAGUCGUAAUAACAGAAAUGCAAAACGAAAAAAAAAAUGACACGAGAAAUGCAUCCCUGACACCUUCAUUUAUCGCCUGCGCAAACUCUUAGGCUGUCGGAACGAUUUUUCCCUCGUUGCCCUGGCAUGUGUGAAACUUCUUAUUUUACGAGUGUCAUAAGGCUUUGUAGAGAAAGAAAGUGAGGGAUGGACAUCUCUCGUUUCUCGGAGAUGGCUUGGUUUUUCUGGGGGGAUAUCGUGCAGAAGUAUAGGAAACCUACAUUCGACAACAUAGUUGUGGACAAUGUUGGUAACGAGGCACAGAUGGAUGAUGUGAGAAAUAAUUAGCUUGCUUGCAGUUAAGCGCACAGUAAUUAACUUAUAUACGAUAGUACCGGAAGGUACCAAAAAAGUGGAACUUCGAGUUUAUUAUUUGCUGCAAACGCAAGUAGUCGCAGCUUUGCUGACGUUGAUAAUAGAAAGAACGACAGAAAGCUGAACAGCACAGUCCUCUCUGCUGAGCAGCUAGCAGCUACGCCUAAAUUGGCUAAAUUGUGACUACUCGCACCGGAAAAGAAGAGACUAGUCAGUCGUUGUGUAGUGUACUUAAUGUGUCUAUUUAUCUAUUUAUUGAACUAUUUAUGAAAAAAAAAACAUUUAUUUAUUUAAGUAUUUCGUCCUCUCCGUUGGGACGUUGACAACCAGUCGUCUGGCGCGCAUGCAGCAAUCUCGUCGGCUUGCGAGAUCCUCUGCAAAGCAAGUGAAAACGCCGUCUGCUACAGAGCUUUGCUCGUCCACUAGUCCUCCUGCGGCCAAAGUACUUAAUAGGUCAGUCGCAUCACCCGUCGACGUUUGGACUGAAAUGCGGAGCCUUUCUUUUUUUAUUACGGAAACGUGAGCAACGUGUGGAAAACGUUCAAAUUUUGAGCAAAUACAUAUUUUGGACACGUAAAUUGAAAGUUUUGAUACAAAUUUAUAUAGAUAUUUUUAUUCCUAUUGGCUUUCUCUGCAUCGUAACUUGAGCGAUAAUUCAAUGGAUAGGUUCUGGGGUAGUACUGAGAAAAAUGUGCCGAGUGGGGCUCUAAAUUAUGGCUCUGGAAGUUUUUAAGGCGCGUUGAAUUCUUUUGGUAGUAAACUAAGUCAUUUAUUCAUUAUAUCCAAGAUUUAUUCUUUGUUCAUUUUGAGCUCUUAGGCGUUCGUACUUAAGCAUUAAGCAUUCAUUUUUUUCUGCCAACUCUUCCUGUAACAUAUUCUUGCACGAAACGCUUCAACUCAGUUUGAGGUUAGGACAGUGAAGGGUUGCCUGUGAAAGUGUAAUUAUACGUAGUGUGCAUUUGGCGUUGUACUAUGUUGUACACAUUGUAGAGUGUGCGUGGAACUUGUAAGUGGAAAAAAAGUAUAUGUUGCCCGUGGAUCGUCAUUUCUUUCCAAUUGUAAAUUUCGUUUCUUGCACACUAACUUAUCGUACACUUUUCUAUCGCACGAAGCUUCGGAGGCGAGGCUGCCCGGUUAUCUGUAGGUAUAGUGUGUCAGUUGUCCAGUGUUAUCUGCAGCGCACAAGCCAUUUCGUGUACGCUACGUCACUGUCUUCCGUCACGUUGCUAUCCAGAGCAACGCAGAACGUGUGUAUCGCGAGGAGCUACCAGAUACACAGUGAACCAUAAAUCAAGCUAGACGAUUGUUUUGUUUCUAAAGAUAACGCUUGCUCGCCAUAUCCGUCGGAAGAAAAGCUUGGAGGUAGCGCCCACAUGAGACAGAUCUGUAAAAAGAGAAAAGUAAAAGAAAAAAAAAACAGAACAUGCGUGAUUACCGUAAUCACUACCUCUUGCCGUAACCAAAGGGCUCAUAAGAGCAUGCCUUCAAUUCGCUGUUCAAUAUCGCUUCGGAUGCUCCUUGCGAUGCGCACCACUUUUUGAGAUUUGUGCGAGUCGCUUGCGCCGCUAUCUAUCGGAUGAGGAUAACUAAAUUACCGCGUGAACUGUAUUCUUAUGAAACUAGGGGUGGUGUGCAGAAUACACAAGGUGUAAUUGGAGAACCAGCCAGCUUAGAUCUAGUAUCGAAUGUUCUAUACGCCUGUCGUUUACACAUUUAAAGAUUUACGUUUCACAAAAAGACUUGCUACUGGAAGACAAGUCCUGAGCGUUACUAGUUUAGGCAGUGAAACGAUAUCCCCUCUUUGAUGCAGGGGCAUAGUUUGCAGUAGCUUGCAAAAAACUUGGGGCAGUGUAGGAUUAUGCCAUGACUACGAUGGAGUGCUGGUUUCAACAAGCGCUUUGUUACACCUCGUAAACCAUUUGAUGAAACUAGCGCAAGCACUCGCACAAAUCGUGACAUAGUACUUUAUCUUAUCUUCGUUGUCGAAGGGCCGCAGGCAGCUGUCGCCGCCGCCGUAUUGAGUGAAACUCUAGUCCUCUCGCUGACUCACCAACACAGAAAAAAAAAGUCAUGCAUCCAUCGAUUUGUCAUGUGGAAAUGGCCCGCAAGAAGCGUACAGUGCUGAUCUCAGGUCUUUGUCACUCACACGUGUGUUCGAAUCUUUGUACACUUUGGUCAGAACAUUGUGCGUCUAAUUGUCCGUGUGCAAAGCACUUCUCCUCUAUCACGUGUGUUUCAUAGCUUCGCUUUGGAAGGGCAACCUUGUCUCGCAAGGACAGUUUUUGUAAUUGUCACCCACAAUCCCCAAGUGGGGUUUUUCCUCUUCGAAGCCAGUCGAUGUUCUUAACGCAAGUGAAUACGGUCCCGAACGUUGUCGAUCCAGCGUAUGAAGCUUGGACAUCGCAGUCUGUUGUAUUUAAACACCGCCUAAUGCAUCAGCACAAUGUACGUUAAUACGCACCAACACCCUUUGCAAAAUGAUGUGCGAAUGUCACUCCUGUUAAAGAUGUAGAAAAAAUUGUGCUGAAUAUUUACGUUUCGCAUCUGUAUGAUUGUUCCUGAGCAUAUCUUGUGCGACACUUGAUGUUCCAGCGCACGAGAUUGCAAAAAUAUUUGUGUGUGUGGUUAUUUAUUAGAUUUUCAGCACCCUUGACAAUGUGCAUACCACCCUGUGAUGGUUUUAAUAGCGUUCAUGGAGAAAUGUGUGCGUUAACCCCCGUUUGUCGUUUAGAACUCUCUUGCUGCUUUGAAAGUGCGCAGUUUUGCUUUGUGUCGUGUGUUAUGUGCUGUAAGAGUUUUUAGCGGCUUUGCGACUCAAAUAUGACCCGGUGUGAUAACGUCUCGAGUGAGUGUCGAUAUGCUUAUCAUUUACUCGCUUGCGUCAUUGUAUAGGUGUGCACAUAUUCUGUAUCAUGUCGGGGCGUGUUUCUUUAAGGGUUGGGGAAGGAAGGGGAAGAACAAUCUGUCCUCUUGGCUGAGUCCAUCCCAGUCUUGAACCUAUGCAGCGCGAGAGUGAGUGAAAGAAAGGAGUUGAGGGGGGCAAUCACUCAGAGAAGCGACACCCGAUUUACCUCACCGACUUGCACGGACCAAUGGAAAAACUAGGAAAGUGCUCCGACAUGAGAGCGCAUGACCAUAAUGUAAAAAAAAAAGUUGAACGGAAACUAAAAAGCACACGCAUGCAGACAAAAACACACGAAUACUGACCUAAACUAUCACAAUUUAAAUGAAACGCAAACAAGGGGGGGUUUCCCUGUCAGGGGCUCCUCGGAAAAAAAGUGCAUGGGCCUCCUUGGCCGCAUCGCAUAGUUUUUUUUUUCUGUGCAUAAUUCAGGCAUUUAAGAUGAGUGAAAUUAUCUUCCUAGUAAUCACAUUUUAAAGUUGACUUUUACUCAUGAUCUUCAGACGGUCGUGCUUCUAGCAUCCUGAUCGAGCACUACAGAUCAGAGCCGAGUCAAAGAGAGGAAGGAGGUGAUAACGCAGUAGCUCGGUUUCACAGAGAAAUCGUGACUGCUUCCUGUGGCUGCGGUGCCCGUGAUCGCAUUUAGUCGAAACUCCUUUUUUACAUUCUCGGCAGGGCAAUGUAAAUCUGCCAAGUUUUAGAAACUCAACUCGACAUUGAGUUUAACAUUGCCAUUGACAUGUUGGUUGAGAACAAGCAAACGCACUCGUUCACAUGACGAGAAACAAUGCACACAAUUCACUGUGUACGUGAAGUUUGGUCGUAUUUGUCUUUUUUUCCUUUCAUUUGAUUGUACUGCUUGUUUAGAUUCAAGCUAUAUUUACAUCCAUAUAUUUAAGUUGGCACUAAGCUAGUCGCGUCUCACGUGCAUAAAUUAAUUUUUAUUUUGCCUAAUUUCACAUUGCUUUGUCUGUGAAGAAGUUCCUGUGUCUUUUUACGUUACAAGCACAUUGUGAGUUUCAUCUUUUGUUGUUUUCUCUGAAAGUUUGGUCAAGAAACCUUACUUUGUUUCAUCAUUUGCUUGAGUUGCACAUUAUCCCCGCCUGCUUGUUUUGCUGUCAAAGACUGACCUCAUUGCGAACAAGAACGCUUGUUUCGUCAAAUCCUUGGUUUGGGUUUGUUUUGAUUUGUUCAUUUGCUUUUGGCCUUGCGUUUGCCUAUGUUUUGACCCUGAGUUUCCACAUGCACCCGUUUGAAGCAUGAAAACAGUUCUUUAUGAAAAUGUACUACUUUGUCCAAUGCAACAUUACAAUACUGUCUGCCAUUCCGCUUUCAACGUUCGCAUAUUGUCUGUCAGAAAGAUCAAGAAUAUGCAUUAAAAGUAUGUCCCAUUUUUUAAACUGA